GAUCCCCAGAUUCCCUUCAAUCUCAGCCCUCCAUUUCCAAAUAUCUCCCAAACCAACGGCCCAGAUCCACCCUCGAAUCACCACCACAAAUCCGCCAUAGACGACGAAUACAAAAUUGCAACAACCCUCAAAACCAAUCAUCUUCUAUUCACCCCCCAAAUUCCACCACCACCGCCGCCGCCGCCGGAAAACAUGGCCGCCACCGCCGCAGUCGCCGCCGCUCAGUCCCCCGUCGCCGCAUUCCGGCCACGGUUCCUUACAGGCUCCGCCGCCGCCGGAAAACUCAACCGGUCAGUCUCGGUCAGACAGGCCGCAGCUCCGUCGCAGUUCAAAGUGGAGGCCAAGAAAGGCGAAUGGCUGCCCGGACUGCCCAGCCCCGCCUACCUCGACGGCAGCCUACCCGGCGACAACGGGUUCGAUCCGUUAGGGCUAGCCGAGGACCCGGAAAAUUUAAAAUGGUAUAUUCAGGCGGAGCUCGUGAACGGCCGAUGGGCGAUGUUGGGAGUCGCCGGAAUGUUGCUGCCGGAAGUUUUCACGUCUCUCGGGAUCAUCAAUGUCCCCAAGUGGUACGACGCCGGGAAAUCCGAGUACUUUGCGUCGUCGUCGACGCUUUUCGUGGUCGAGUUCAUCCUUUUCCACUACGUCGAGAUUCGACGGUGGCAGGACAUCAAGAACCCGGGUUGCGUAAAUCAGGACCCAAUUUUUAAGAACUAUAGCCUACCGCCGCACGAGUGCGGCUACCCCGGCAGCAUUUUUAACCCCCUCAACUUCGAGCCAACGUUGGAGGCGAAGGAGAAGGAGUUGGCUAACGGGAGGCUCGCAAUGUUGGCAUUUCUCGGGUUCGUAGUGCAGCACAACGUGACGGGGAAAGGGCCGUUCGACAACCUGGUUCAGCACGUUUCGGAUCCAUGGCACAACACCAUCAUCAAUUCGAUUCGCGGAUAUUAAUGAUGAUCUAAUCUUAUCUGUUCGGAUCUUCCCAGGAUACAUAUAUAUCUAUAUAUUGUAAUGAUAUAUAUAUACACGUAUAUUGUAUGUAUGUAUGUAUUUUGUGUAAGGAUGGAUGGAUAAUGUUGUGGUGAAUGUGAAGAAUUUGGAUGGAUCGAUCAAUGGAGGGUUUUGUCUGAGAACUGAUAUUGAAACUAGGUUAAGGGUUUGUUCCUUAAAUUUAAGGUUUGUUUUUCUUA
This is a messenger RNA of Andrographis paniculata, 1187 nucleotides long. Its product is annotated as chlorophyll a-b binding protein P4, chloroplastic. NCBI's taxonomy places the organism in Eukaryota, Viridiplantae, Streptophyta, Magnoliopsida, Lamiales, Acanthaceae. The record is from RefSeq and is a predicted model, not a curated record. Gene Ontology annotation, biological process: response to light stimulus; photosynthesis, light harvesting in photosystem I. The transcript is spliced from 3 exons. Bases 193 to 948 code for a protein of 251 amino acids. Gene Ontology annotation, cellular component: membrane.